UUGAAAGGCUACAUUACUGUCUUCGUUCUCGUGUUGAUUUUUUCCCCCAUUGAUUUUUGAUACAGCUGCAGGCGGAGAGAAGCGCGGCCAGCGCAGCCACUGAGCGCCGAGCAGCCGAAGCGCGAGGGGCCGAGCCCGGCCGGGACAGGGUGCGGCGCGGAGCUCCGCCAGCAGGGGGCGCCGGCGGCUCCGUCAGGGCUGCCUGCAGAAGCGGCGUUUUUCACUGAGAAAUCCCUCCCGCGCAGCUCUCCCCGCGGCGAGCUCCGAGCAGUCUCCGCAGGUCCCUGCGCCCGGCGCCUCCCGCGGGGCCCCGCCACCCUUCAGGUGCCGCGCUUUCGUUUUACGCGGGACUUCCCCCCAGCGGGCGGGCUGCGGGGCAGCGGGAGCGCUGAAGGCCGCAGGGAUCGGCCCCGGAGGAGCGGAGGCCGGGGCGCGGCGCUGCGUCCAGAAGGAAGCGCGGAGGUGAGAUAACGAUGGAUGCGAUAUUAUCCCGCUUGAAGCAGCUCAGCCCCGAUGAGCUUAGAGAAGAAGUUGUAAGAGCAGGGCUGAAGUGUGGGCCCAUCACCUCGACUACCAGGUUUAUCUUUGAAAAAAAAUUGGCUCAGUUUUUACUGGAGCAGCAGGGAACAUUGGAAGAAGAAGGGGCUGCGUGGUCAGAGGAGCCUGCUGGGAGCGCCCCAUCUGAUGGCAGCCACACUACUGCAGGGAAUCACAGCCAUCGUGGAAGCGUGUCCGACGAGGUUGACUUUGGGUACUGUGUUGGUCUGAACCCUCCGGAGGAAGAAGCUGUGACACACAUGAACUGCUCAGCUCCGGUCUGUGGGGCGGGAUAUGCUGGUUCUCAAGGCAGUGCUCAGAUGCCGUCCAGGGAUCCUCCGCUGUACUACGGCGUUUGCCCGGUCUAUGAUGACAUACUGGCAAGAAAUGAGAGAAUACAUGUUUAUGAAGAUAAAAAGGAAGCUCUCCAAGCUGUUAAGAUGAUUAAGGGUUCACGUUUUAAAGCGUUUUCAAACAGAGAAGAUGCUGAGAAAUUUGCUAAAGGAAUCUGUGAUUACUUUCCAUCUCCAAGCAAGUCCUCUUUGUGUUUGUCUCCGAUGAAAACAGGAUCAUUUACCAGAGAUGGGUUAUGCUCACUUGAGAUGGAAACUGCUAACAAGGAGAGGGCCAACAGUUACAAAAGUCCACGUACCCAGGAUCUUACUGCUAAGCUUCGGAAAGCUGUGGAGAAAGGAGAUAUAUCAACAUUUUCAGAACUGAUUUGGAGUAACCCUCGCUAUCUUAUUGGAUCUGGAGACAAUCCAACAGUUGUACAGGAAGGGUGCAGGUACAAUGUCAUGCACGUUGCUGCCAAGGAGAACCAGGCUGCUAUCUGCCAGCUAUUACUGGACACUUUGGAAAAUCCUGAAUUUAUGCGGCUGAUGUAUCCGGACGAUGAUAACACAAUGCUAAAGAAUCGCAUCCGAUACAUUGUUGACCUUUACCUUAACACACCUGAUAAAAUGGGAUUUGAUACUCCAUUGCAUUUUGCCUGCAAGUUUGGGAAUUCAGACGUUGUUAAUGUGCUUACCUCACACCCAGCUAUUGUAAAAAACCCAAGGAACAAAUAUGAUCAAACUCCAGCAGAAGUAGUUUGCGAGAGAAGCAAGAAUAAAUCUGCAGAAUUGAAAGAAAAACUAAGAGAGUUUUUGAAAGGUCGAUACUAUGUACCACUUCUGAGAGCAGAAGAUAAUUCCUCAGCUCCUGUGAUAGGUGCACCGUGGUCACCGGAUCAGACAGAUGAGAAUCCCCAGGCAGCUUUACCUAAAUACAUGGGCAGCCCCAAAGAUCCAGUCUUGUCUAUACGAGCUUUUGCAGGGCCCAUGAGUCCCUCCAAGGCUGAAGAAUUUCGCAGGCUGUGGAAGACUCCACCCCGAGAGAGGGCUGGCUUCUUUCACAACGUCAGGAAAUCUGAUCUGGAAAGAGGUGUUGAAAGAGUUGGAAGGGAGUUAGCUCAUGAACUGGGGUUCCCGUGGGUUGAAUACUGGGAAUUUCUGGGCUGUUUUGUUGAUCUGUCUUCCCAGGAGGGGUUGCGAAAAUUAGAAGAGUACCUGAGUCAUCGGGAAAUGAGCGAAAAGGCUCAGCAAGAAACAGGGGAAAAUGAAACCUGCAACAGAUAUAAAACGCCACAUCCUUCUGGCAAGAGUAAAAAGUGCUGCAAUUCUAUUUCUGUUGGAGCGUUUUUGGAUGAGGAUGAUGAUGACAUGAGCUUAGAAGAAAUUAAAAACAGACAAAAUGCAGCACGGAACAACAGCCCACCCGUUGUGCUGAAGGAACCCCGCAUCAAUGCUAUCGGAGACGCUGAGUGUGAGAUCUUGUCCAUGGAGCGUACCAGAAACAUCAUAGAAACAUCAGCUCAGCCCAGGCACUACGAGAAGGGGUUUUCUUCCAGCAAAAAUGGAUUUUGUAACCCUGUGGCCAGUGAAAGGAUAAUUGGUGACAGAAAGCACGUGCAUGAUGGAGAAGAUUGCCUUGUAUCGCCUGUUUGCAAUUUAACGUCAGAAUUUGAAAGCUUAACAUUCCAACAACAGGUGGGUGCAGGAGAAUCAAACAACAGCAGUGAAAAAACCAAGGAGAGAAUUCUGCCUGAAAGAACAAGCCAGGUUAGAAUGUCCAAAGAGCAGCUGGAUAAGACCUGCUAUGCGGUUUCACUGGCAAGUUCUUCUGAGCCAAGUGUUACAGGUAAACCUGGAGAGACCAAGUUAAGGACAGAACAUAAAAUGCCAUCAGAAAGGGAGAGAUUGUCCGUGGAUUCUGGAAUCCAGGCUAAUGAGGCACAACAGUGUCAAGAACCUCCUUCCCAGAAAUUUCUUUUGAAGACUUCACCCAUGAACGACAACUCUAAGAAAUUAUUUCUGCUUGGGGAGCAUCCAUCAAAGCUGGACAGUGACGUCUUAGCAGCUAUCGAAGCAGUGCAGAUUGAUCCACAGAAGUACCCUGCUAUUUACAGAUGGAAACACGAGGUGCAGUCCUACUCUUCAUCUGACAGGCAAAGUUGGCCAAGUCCAGCACUGAAAGGAAGAUUCAGGUCCCAAAGCACAGCUGCUGGCCCACCAAAUGCUUCAGUGUAUUCUAGUCCAGGAAGAAACAGUCCCCUGACGGGAAGUCCAGGGAAACAUGGCAGUGCUGCCUCGUUCUCUCCAGACCUUGGGAGCCCUGGCCGCUACAGCCCCGCCUGCGUCAACCACUCGAUGUUAAAACUGCGCUAUUUUUCAGAGCCUCCUCCCCACUAAACUACAAUUCGUUUUCCUGAAACUUUAGUUACAUUUUCUUUGUUAGAGUGAAGGAAAAAAUUACAAUGUUACUCAAGUGACACGAGGUUUGCACUUGGCUAUUUAUUUUUCCUCAAUUGAGGACAAAUGUAUGUUACGAAAACUGAAUAUAUGUCUUUAUGUCAUAUAGGAGAUGACAGAUUCCUGGUGAUAUGCAAGGAGUUAGCGAGGUCAGUGCAGUUGUCCAGUAGCUAUGGAUUUUCCCUUGUUGCCUGCAGGGCAGCGAGCUGAACCUUUUCUUAGAGCUGGUGGUAUUUCACUAUCACCAGCUGUCGUUAGCACAAUGACCUCAUUAGCCCUCAAUGACUUUUCUUUGCUUGGCCAGGCUGAAGGAAGCACAUCAUCAGUAAAAAUCUUACUAGAAACCCUACUAGAAGAAAUUAAGGGCAAGAUGUCAAAUGUUCUUCCAGGGGAACGUGCAACUGGAAGAGCCUACAACAAAGCCUGGGUAGUGACAGCAUUCCAGGGCAGGGUACCAAUGUGAAACCCUUCCACAUAACCAGAAAGGAUGUGUUACAGCCAGCAGGCUCAGCCAGAUAGUUGAAUACACACACACAUAUGUGCACACAUACUUCUAGAUGUAUGCAUGUAUUUACACAGCAAACCUUGAGUCUUAACCUGAGACUGUUAACAAAUACCAUGAUAUAAUGAGUGUUUUAGUCAAAGGGCACUGUAGAAAUACUGCUAAUCCUUUCAGUGAUAGUUUGAAGAGUUAAAAGAAUAAAGUUAGUUGCUUUUCCCCCCACAAAAGAGUUUAUCGUUUGCAGAUGGUAAUUAUUAGUUAUUACAGAAAAGCACAUCAGCAAGAAUUUCAGCAAAUUCACCAGCAAUGUACCCUAAUGGUCCAGUCUGUGAUACAGUACAGUGCUAUGCAGUGACUCGUGAUGCAGUCCCUUAGUUCCCAGCUGUUAAGAGAGGGGAGUAAAGGCUACAGAGAGCAGCUAAAAAUCGGAGCUGUCAUGGUGUCCCCAGGCUGGACGUGGUAACCCAUGUCUGUUACAGCACUCAGUGGUGUUAGUCCUUCUUCAGCCUUCCGAAAGAGCCACUCGUUCUGCCUGUACACUGCUGAGGUUUCAAACCUCAAAGAGCUUUCUGUGCCAAGCAUGUUUGUAACGUUGCUUGAAAGAAGGCUUCCAGAAAGAGGUCUCUAGUGCUGGUAGCUGUUAAAUGUAUUAUUUUAAAGACUGGGGGGGAAAAAAAAAAAAAAAGGGGGGCAACCCAUCUUAUCCUCACAACGUAAAACUGAUUAGGAAAAUUAAUUAAAACCUGCUAACGAUGUGCUAGUUAAAAGGAUGGGUUAGGAUUCGCUGGUGCCACAGGGCAGAAGUAAGCAAGCAUCUAUAACCUUCUUGGACUCUGUCACCUAAAUACACACCUGAGGAAGCACUGACUGCAGGCAGGAGGCCACCACGCAGUGCUGGCUCCCACGUGCUGCACUGGGGCUGAGCUGCAGAGGCAGGAUGGCAGAAGCCACACGCUGCCGGGCUCCAGGGCCAGCACGUGCUGGGGUGACUGUUCCGUGUACCCUCACACCGGUUCGUUAUUUGGUAGAACCCUAAAAAAAAAUGCACUUAUUGCUUUUGCAAGCUUAACAGUGCCUUUUGUAACAUACGUUUUUAAUUACACUUUCGUUCUUUUAAAAUUAAAGACGUGUCACCCACUUAGAGUGGGGCGCACAAAAUAGUUUUUUCUUCUGGAAUUUCUGAAUUUCAGCUAUUUUAACGUCUCUAAGUUUAUUUUGUGCAACAGGUCUACACUGUGGAAGAACAUUCCUAUUUUAGAAAUUAAUUAUUAAAAAAACCACACUUAUCGAGAUUCUUCUUUAUAACAGAAGUCUUUUUCCAGUGAUCAGGACAUGGGGAAGAGCCAUUUUCUCGGAGGACUGCUGUUCAGUGGUACUCCUGGCACUCAGCUUGGCAGACAUUAAAAACCCAUACUCUACUGCCUUGCCAGGUGAGCUGACUGACUUCCUCACCCUUUUGUUGUUGUGUGAUGCCUCCGUGCUCUCUCCCUGCUUUUGCAGGGCUCACAGCCCUACACUUGUAACGUAAAAAGGGUUGGGAGACAGUUGGUUUUUUUUAAUAAUGAAUUCAACAUAAUUGAUGUCAGUCAUCAUGGAGAAAUUACUCAAAUGCUAAAUGGAAAUCAUCACCUGGCAGCACGGGUAACAGCUUGAAGGCAAAUCCCUGCACUAAGCUGCCGUGCAGAGACCUGGCCCUUCUCCAUUUCUCACAGGGCAACAUUGUGCUUUCACGAGUUUGUCAGAGCCAGCAGACUGACACUAACACACACAGUAGCACCUUUUCUUUUUGUCCUUUACAUUUUUAUGUUUUUUCUUUUUUAAUAUUUCAAUGUAUAUCACUGCUGUGUAUGUGUAUACACACCAAACCAGGCAGAGGCACUGCCCCACCCCCCGCCUUCCACUUGCUAAGUUGGUUUCAGUUCAGGCCAGAGAUUAUUUUUUUAAUCGUUACACGAUUUGCAUUUCUCCAGCUGUACUGCAUUGUAAGAAGUAGUUUUUCUAACAGACAAUAUAUUUAAUUCAGCUAUUUUUAAAAAGUAGCAGUUUAUGUAGCGACUGAUCACUCACAGUUGAGAAGAACAGAACUUGUGGAGACACUGAGUCAGAUUGGGGUUGCUUCAGUUCACUUCUAACGGUGCAAAACAUCAGGGUUUUUCGUUUGUUUGUUUGAAUUAGCCAAGUGUCAUGUGAAAAACACAGCUACCUUGCUUUCUAUUCAAAAAUAAACGAGUGCUCCAAGUGUCA
Numida meleagris (helmeted guineafowl) is the source of this 6075-nucleotide messenger RNA. It is a transcript of the gene ANKLE2, whose product is annotated as ankyrin repeat and LEM domain containing 2. The record is from RefSeq and is a predicted model, not a curated record. The coding region runs from base 474 to 3269 and encodes 931 amino acids. NCBI's taxonomy places the organism in Eukaryota, Metazoa, Chordata, Aves, Galliformes, Numididae. Gene Ontology annotation, biological process: negative regulation of phosphorylation. The transcript is spliced from 13 exons. Gene Ontology annotation, cellular component: endoplasmic reticulum. Gene Ontology annotation, molecular function: protein phosphatase 2A binding.